CUUAUUGCUAAGCUUUCCUCAUCAUUUGUAAAGCUAAUUAUUACCACUGUAACGCUACAUCAUGCAUCAAAUGAAAUAGGAAGUCGAUUGAAAUUAGAAUUUUAAUUCUUUUGUGACUAGGAAAUAAAACACCUGAAACUAAACUGUAUCAUCAUCAUACCGACGUGUUUUCGGAGAUUGAAGCAAUUAUUAGUAGCUCAGAUACGUAUCAGUAAAUUGGUGCUCGAACUAGACAAUAUGAUUCGCAGCCAUUUUAAUGAUCAAAUGAGUUAAACCAAAUUUUGUUUAAGGUUCAUGGCUAUGGUCAAAUUUAAAUUUAACGAUGCGACGCUUGACUCACAUUAUAUAAAAGAAGAUUAAUCUGGGUCCACGUACUCAGUCAUAGGAAAUAUUUCGCCCAAAAAUUACGUUGCGAUACUUUGUAAAGCCAUUGAAAAGUAUCAUCAACAAUCUCCAGUAUGAAGAUUUUUGUAUUUUUGCUGGCUUCGUUGUCGUUGACGUUUGUGAAUACUGCUCCCGUACCGUCACCAGAAGCUAACCCUGAACCAUGUCUGGAAAUAAUUUUUGGCAUUCUGCAGCUUUUUUUAACUACACCUCGUCCCAGACGUAGAGAAUUUACUACACCAGAUGAUGUUGAGCCAGAACCCGAUCCGGAUCCGGAACCAACAACCGAACCAUCAAGCACGGACAGUCAACCGACUGAAGGCAAUUCUUCGGGUGAAUCGGCAGAAGGACCUUCCGUAGACGGCGGUGGUACCACCGAAGGUAAUCCGGAUGAUAUUCCGAAUGAGGUAAUACCAAGAAAUGCGGAUACAUUGAAAAGACUGAGGAAACCAAAAAAGAAACAAAAUGACUGGUGGUUUGGUGGAAUCAAAUGGUAGUGUGACAAACUUGAUACUUCCUCCUUGAAUCGCUUUAAUGUUUUGUGUAGGUUUUAUGAGCUCAAUAAAGGAAUAAAUUCAUUUGAUGGUCUUCAUUGUAUACUA
Bradysia coprophila is the source of this 986-nucleotide messenger RNA. RefSeq lists its product as uncharacterized. Lineage: Eukaryota; Metazoa; Arthropoda; Insecta; Diptera; Sciaridae. The record is from RefSeq and is a predicted model, not a curated record.